AUGACCGUGGUGAACAAAUACGUCGUGUCUGGUAGUUACUGGAAUCUUAACUUCCUGUAUCUUGCGAUUCAGUCCACUGUCUGCGUAGCAGCAAUCAUGGCCUGCAAGAGUGUCGGCUUGAUCACCAACUUGGCUGCAUUUGACUCAACUAGAGCCAAACGAUGGUUUCCUAUUUCUGUCUUGCUCGUUGGAUACAUAUAUACUGGUGCCAAGGCCCUUCAAUUCCUCUCGGUUCCGGUGUACACCAUCUUCAAGAACUUGUCUAUUAUUGUCACUGCAUAUGGAGAAGUCCUUUGGUUCGGCGGCAGAGUCACCCCUAUGAUCCUCCUCUCAUUUGGAAUCAUGGUUCUCAGCUCCAUCGUCGCUGCUUGGGCUGACAUCCAAGCCGCUGUCAACGGACAACACUCGCAAGAGUCAUCCGAGGCUAUCUCGACUCUUAAUGCGGGAUACAUGUGGAUGGGAUUGAACGUGUUUUGUUCUGCCUUUUUUCUUCUCAGCAUGCGUAAGGUCAUCAAGACGAUGAACUUUAAGGAUUGGGAUACUAUGUUCUACAACAACCUCCUAUCAAUCCCGGUCCUUAUCGCUGGGUCUUUGCUUCUUGAGGAUUGGUCGGGCGAGAACUUGGCCAGAAACUUCCCUGAAGAUACGCGUAAUAGCCUCAUCAUCGGCAUGAUUUACUCAGGUCUGGGCGCUAUCUUCAUCUCGUACUGUUCUGCAUGGUGUCUCAGAGUCACCUCGUCGACGACCUAUUCGAUGGUGGGCGCGUUGAACAAACUCCCUAUGGCUGUCAGCGGCCUCAUCUUCUUCGACGCCCCGAUUACCUUUGGCAGUGUUUCUGCUAUCAUUAUCGGUUUCAUCAGUGGUCUCGUUUACGCCUGGGCAAAGAUUCGUCAAACAGAAAAGGCCAAGAUGUCUCUUCCGACGACUAACCAGCCGAAAUGA
Molecule: messenger RNA, 942 nt
Organism: Phaeoacremonium minimum UCRPA7
Lineage: Eukaryota; Fungi; Ascomycota; Sordariomycetes; Togniniales; Togniniaceae
Product: putative gdp-mannose transporter protein
Exons: 4
Coding region: 1-942 (313 amino acids)
Biological process (GO): transmembrane transport
Cellular component (GO): Golgi apparatus
Molecular function (GO): antiporter activity; GDP-mannose transmembrane transporter activity
Source: RefSeq, a predicted model, not a curated record